CCCGUUUUGCAGGUUCCCCCCACAGUCAGUCUUAUAACUCCAGGGGCCGCGCUUCAGUCUGCGAAUUAAAAACAUAACUUUAAAAAUCUAUGGAAAUAGGGAAAAAGCAGCGGGCAUUUCUCUGCGCCUCUCAUAUGAGUUUUUGACGCGGGAGGUUGAGCGGCAGCUCGGAGUGCACAGACUGAGCCAUGACUCUGAGCUCGGAGAUGUCGGAUGCCUCCCUCCUUUCGGAAGAGACAGACAUCGACGUGGUCGGCGAAGGCGAGGACGGGGACGGCCGCACGCGCUCCUACGUGGACGAGGUGGCGCAGAUGCGGGACGGCAUCCUCCUGUCCGGCUCUCCUCCUCCCCCCCAAUGCCUGCAGGACGGCCCCACCUCCACCUCCUCCUCCUCCAGGGAUGCCUUCAAACCGGCGGGGAAGAACGCCCUGGUGAAGCCUCCUUACUCCUACAUCGCCUUAAUCACCAUGGCCAUCCUGCAGAGCCCGAAGAAGAGGCUGACCCUCAGCGAGAUCUGCGACUUCAUCAGCAACCGCUUCCCCUACUACAGGGAGAAGUUCCCUGCCUGGCAGAACUCCAUCAGACACAACUUGUCUCUGAACGACUGCUUCGUGAAGAUCCCACGGGAGCCCGGGAAUCCAGGGAAGGGCAACUACUGGACUCUGGACCCGGAGUCCGCCGAUAUGUUUGACAACGGGAGCUUUCUGCGGCGGAGGAAGCGCUUCAAGCGGCAGCAGACGCAGGAUUUGCUGCGGGAGCAUAACGGCUUCCUCCCCGCGGCCGCCGCGUACGGAUACGCACCUUACGGCUGCGGCGCGUACGGCAUCCAGCUGCAGUCCUACCACACGCACUCUGCGCUGCUCGCCUUCCAGCAGCAGCAGCAGCCCAGACAUUCCCACACACACAUCCCCUCACCGUCACUGAUGCCCACCAGCACAGACCUUACCAGAAGCAGGUUUUACCCCCAGCUCGGUUCCGGUUUGGGUUCCGCGUCCCCAGCGCAGAAACCGAGCUCUCCGGCGCAGCCGCCGCAGCGCUCCCCCUUCUCCAUAGAGAGCAUCAUCGGAGGCUCGCUGAGCCCCUCCAGGACUCCGCCUGUCAUUGUCCCGGUUUUGCCCUCUAUGGGGAUCCCCAGCCAGACGCAAUCCGUCCAUCCAGAAGCAGUUUUAGUCGAAAACUUUCCCAACAGAGUUAUCGGCGGCACUAGCGCCUGUUAAACUAACAAAAAAGUCUUAAAACUGCAAAAAAAACAAUGAUCAAAAAACAGAAACAAACGCUCCUCUUUGAAGGUAGGAUUAUUUUUGUACGUUUGAUUACAGCAGAAUGACGGACAUAAAAAAAAAAAAAACACUAUUUGUGCCUAUAUUCAUGCUGUUUAUAUUUAUGGUAUAUUUGUUUUAUUUUAAUGAGAAUCAAAAUGAUUUAUUUCUUUUUUUAACACGAGUUUUCCUUGUAUUUUUCCAAGACGUGAUUUGUUUCAGUCACUAUUUUAUUAUUAUUAUUUUUUUUUAGGAGCGUCUCAGGACAGGUUCUAAAUGAUCACAUUUUUUUAAAAACUGUGUCAAACACAUUCCUGUUUUUUUUUAUUAUAUCAGAAAAUCAAAACAAGUUUUAAAGGUUUUGUAUUAAAAAAAACGCAAAACAGCAAAGGUAUACAUUUAUAAUUCUAUUGCCGUGUGUUUUGAUUUGAAGUAAUGAAAGCGUUGUACAUUUUUUUGCAAUCAUGGUGUAACUGAGGUGUAUUUUUUACACAGUUUGUUUAUUGAUAAGAAGAAUAAAUUUCUUUUUGCUAAACAAAACAAAAACAACAUAGUUUGGAAAGAAGUUUAUUUAAGCCUCCUUUAAAAAUAAACCCAAGGUGCAGGAAUAACCAGUUCUACAGUCGUAAAACCAGGAGGGUAACAUCUGGCUGAUAUGCGUGUAUCAGCCCGUUUACGUUCAGAAGCUGCAUGCUUUUUUUUUCUGCGCCACUACUGCACGUUUUGGAACAUGCGCAAACGGGCUUUGCGUGUCCAUCUGACCUCUCUCACACUCAUCCUCAUAAUUGCGGUGAGCGGACAGGAGGGUGUCAGCCGGGUGAGGCAGGGGGCUGCAGGGUCACAGAUUUACACAUGAUGGCCACAGUUGGGUCACAAUUUAGUAGGAAAAAAAAAACUUCUUCAUCCCUGAUAUUUUUAUGAUCUGCUCCAAACUGACACAUAGAGAUAAAAAAUAAACAGAUUUUAUUUGAC
Molecule: messenger RNA, 2231 nt
Organism: Cyprinodon variegatus (sheepshead minnow)
Lineage: Eukaryota; Metazoa; Chordata; Actinopteri; Cyprinodontiformes; Cyprinodontidae
Gene: foxd1
Product: forkhead box protein D1-like
Exons: 1
Coding region: 189-1217 (342 amino acids)
Biological process (GO): anatomical structure morphogenesis; cell differentiation; regulation of transcription by RNA polymerase II
Molecular function (GO): DNA-binding transcription factor activity, RNA polymerase II-specific; RNA polymerase II cis-regulatory region sequence-specific DNA binding
Source: RefSeq, a predicted model, not a curated record